AUGGAGGUAGAAUUACCAAGACUUGAUUAUAAGACUAUAGAUGAUUCAGGAUUAAAGUUAGAUUUUAUAAAUGUUGUUUAUGAUAAUUUGAUACAGUUGCCUCAAGAUGUACAAAAAGAUGUUUUAAAAGCUAUUAUUAACAGUUUGCUCAAAGAUAAAAGGCCUCACUCCAAAGAUGAUUUACGAGGUUACCUGAUAUUAUUACAGAAUCCUCAGUUUCGUUCUACUACAACUUAUGUGAUAUUUGCCCAUCUCCUUCGUCAAAUAGCCGCAUUAUCUGAUCAUGAUCACCAUUUCUUGGUGCACUGGAUCAAAAAAUUAGAGAAAGACAGAUUUAAGGGCUUGCUGGACAGACUUCAUAAUUUUAUAUCUGUACGCUUAUUUCCACCUCGACCUCAAGAUUUACCCCCAUUACCUAAAUGCUCAUGGUGGAUACCAAGUGCCACUAAAGUCAUGGCUUUACUGAAUGCUGCUAAUACAGUAACACCAGUACUACCACAUACUGCUUUCUAUAACAGUACAUUAGAUCAUCUAGAUCUGAUGGCAGAAUAUUACGCUUGGCAAAAUCCUAGUUCACAUGCAGGAUUUUCUUUCUGCCAGUAUCCAUUUAUUUUAAGUAUUGCUGCCAAAAGGACAAUAUUACAGAGAGAUUCAGAACAACAGAUGAUUAUAAUGGCAAGAAAAAGUUUGGUUGCAAAGGUGCAGCGUCGACAGCUACCAGAUAUUGGAAUGUUAUUUUUAAACCUGAAUGUUAGACGAUCUUAUCUGGUAUCAGAUUCAUUAAAUGAGAUUGCAAGAAAACAACAUGAUUUAAAGAAGAAAUUAAAAGUAACGUUUACUGGUGAACCAGGUUUAGAUAUGGGAGGUUUAACUAAAGAAUGGUUUUUACUUCUUAUUAGACAGAUCUUUCAACAAGAACAUGGUAUGUUUCUAUAUGAUAAAAAAUCUGGAGUAUAUUGGUUUAAUCCAUCUCCAAGAGAAAAUUACCAAGAAUUUAAUCUUGUUGGAGUUCUAAUGGGAUUAGCUGUUUAUAAUAGUAUUAAUCUGGAUGUACGAUUUCCUCCAUCUUGUUAUAAAAAACUACUGAAUCCUGCUGUUGUACCAUUUAGUAAUCCACGAGCUACUGUUGGUGUAACAACCUUUACAUUGGAAGAUCUCAAACUUGCUCAACCGGAAGUAGCUAAAGGUUUACAAGAUUUGUUAGAUUAUUCUGGUGAUGUUGAAGAAGAUUUCUGUCUUACAUUCCUGGCAUCUUAUACUGAUAUGGGUAAUGUUAUCACCACAUCACUAAAACCAGAUGGUGAAAAAGUCAACGUUACUGCUAAAAAUAGAAAAGAAUAUGUAAAUCUGUAUGUUGAUUGGAUACUGAACAAGGCUGUAUAUCCACAUUUUCAAGCAUUUUAUCAUGGUUUUCAUAGUGUAUGUGCCUCUAAUGCACUUAUUAUGUUACGACCAGAAGAAGUAGAAAUGUUAGUAUGUGGUAAUCCUACUAUAGAUUUAGCUGAAUUACAGAAAGUUGCUGUUUAUGAUGGUUAUAAUGCUACAGAUCAAAUAAUUAAAACAUUUUGGGACCUUGUAAUAAAUAUGACAGUGGAUUUACAGAAGAAAUUACUAUUAUUUACAACUGGUAGUGAUCGAAUACCUAUAGGAGGUAUGAGUGAGAUGCAUUUUAAAAUAACAAGAGUUGAUGGAAGUGAACUGUUACCUAUGGCUCAUACAUGUUUCAAUCAACUUGUUCUGCCACCCUAUAAAAGUCGUAAAGUCUUAAAACAAAAACUUCUUAAAGCUAUUAACAAUGCUGAGGGUUUUGGACUAGAGUGAAGUGAGAAUGGUGAUUACCAUUCGAAUCUUGUAAAGAUAUUAUGAUGUACAUGACAGAAUAUGAAACUUAUUUUUGUAAUGUGUUAUAGCUGUGAUCUUUAAUGACAACCGUAAAGUAUUUUGUAAAGUCAGAAUUAUCCGUCCAUGUCUUUAGAGAGUAUCUCUAUGACUACAUGUGGAAAUUAUUAAUUCUAUAUACAUUAUUUAGUGCCAUUAUUUUUGUUACUGCUGUCAGGAAUGGAGAUAAAUGAUGCAGAUAUUAUUGUAUCUCCAGUCGAUAUUAACAAUUGAUGAAAAUUUCAUAAUCCAGAGUUCAUUAAACUAAAUGUGUAAUCAGGAAAUAUGCACCACACUCUGUUUAUGAUUUUUAGAAUUUAAUGAUCAAUUUUAAUACAUUCCUUGUUUGAUUCAUUGACCAAUAUUGACUUGGUACCUGGUUUGGCUCAGUCAGCGCGGGAUUAACCAUUGUUUGGGCCCCGGGGCCUUGAGCAUGUUGGGGGCCCCCAACCUAACACAAAUGACCAGAACUUAGGCAGUAUUAUUCCACACACGUGGAUGUAACUACAUCAAGCCUAAUUUGAAAUCAGUCAGUGAUAAAUAAGGGGGGACCUUUAGUCAUAUCUGCGAAGUAACUAACCAGAGUUGAUUUUUGACGAAUGGCGAAAUAUCGUAAGUAAAUAAUGUGAAAUAUUACACAUAUUAUACACACCAACUUUCAACUAAUUAUAGUCAGGGGCUAAACAUUGAAGAAUACAAUGCAGCAAAAAAACAAAAAACAAACUAUGUUCGGAGAUUAAUGGGUUCAGAGUUACUUUAAUUGCACCUCCAAGUAGCACAAGAAACUGUAACCAAAAUAUUGCACUUAAGGAGGAUUUUAAUGCAUUUUCUUGAUACACUUUUCCUGCUAAAUAAACAAAAAAAAAAGAAACACGGAUACAAGGCGAAAGUAUGACAUGGCAUCGCCGGAUUACACCGAACUCUCAGAUGUCAACCGCAACACAAGCCCACAAUGGAUGGAAGGGGCCCCACCAUGCUCUGUUGUUAAUCCGACCCUGGGCUCAGUACCAUAUCAUCUUUAGCAUAGGACCAUACUAAAUAAUUAUGUUUGUCUUUAAAAUGUGUGGAUAAAAAAAGGCACUAAAUAUAUUUUUGGGUAGUUGAGGGUUGCAAUUCCCUGCUUGCCUGUAUCUGCACUUGAUAUUAUGUUAUGUGAAAUAAUGUCUACAAGGAUUCUUCAUAUGUUUAUAUUCUUUUAGUUUUUGUCCUGUUAUUGAUGCUGCUGGUUUAGCCUUACAUGUUGUAGAAAGAUAAACAAGUGAUGAUGAAAUUCAGAUAGAUCUGAUUUUAAAUGUUUUAAAUGAGUGUUAAUAAAAUUUCAACACAGAUAUUAAUAGAUAUAUAAUGUAUAUUUUUAACUGUGCAAUCAAUUUGAGGAAUGAUGAAAAUUAUACUGCGAAAA
Molecule: messenger RNA, 3280 nt
Organism: Patella vulgata (common limpet)
Lineage: Eukaryota; Metazoa; Mollusca; Gastropoda; Patellidae
Product: probable E3 ubiquitin-protein ligase HECTD2
Exons: 18
Coding region: 1-1821 (606 amino acids)
Biological process (GO): protein polyubiquitination
Molecular function (GO): ubiquitin protein ligase activity
Source: RefSeq, a predicted model, not a curated record